CGUAUUGUGCGAAAUCCAUAGCAAUUGAAAAAGUGUCGUUUCGUGAUCAGAUACUGUGUGUGUUGUGUGUCGAGAACAGUCGCGAGUGAACAGUGAUAUUGUGAACGGAUAAAUAAUUAAUAUAAUUAAGUUGUGAAAUCCGUAUAAAAUGCUACAUAUAUUUAUAAAUGGUUUAGUACACCAUAAGCCGCUGACAAUGAAUGAGGAAGUGAACAAAAAUUAAAACGGUGUUUUUAAUUUUAAACUUUAACUAACUCUAAAAAGGUUCUUACGAAAGUUCUGUUGAAUAAAAUUGUUUUGGAGUAAUCUUAUCAGUAAAACUUUCGAGUGAAUGAAGUAGUGAAAAUGAAUGUAUCCGGCUGCUAUGAUAAUAUGGAGAGUAUACCUACCCUCGGGGGUGUUGUGAAGGGCGCGGGUCGGAUGUUCUAUCUCAUAAACCCCAAGGAAAAUCUGUAUGAAAACGUCGAUGAUGUACCCAACUUAUAUGUGCAGUCAUGGCCGUACUUCUUCACGUUUAUGCUGUUGGAGCAUAUCGUCCUAAAAUUGAAGGGGAAGAAAGGCGUGAGACUCAACGACGGCAUCACCAGUAUCUCAAACGGGAUCUUUCUAGAAGGUGGCAGAUUGAUCUGGCGUGGCGCGGAGGCGUACCUGUAUACAUGGGUGCAUACCCACUUCAGACUAGUGGACCUACCCUGGGAUCACACCAGCACGUGGUUAUUUGCUGCCCUGGGUGUGGACUUCUGCUACUAUUGGAUGCAUAGAGCUUGCCACGAGAUUCACAUACUGUGGGCACAGCACCAAGUACACCACACCUCCGAAGACUUCAACAUGGGUGUCGGCAUCAGACAGUCUAUACUUCAGGGCUGGUGCGGAUUUUUGUGCUACGUACCGCUGGCACUGGCCAUCCCGCCGGCUCAGUUCGUGCUGCACCACCAGUUCAGCUACCUCUACAUGUUCUGGAUCCACACUGAGUCCAUCAAGACCCUAGGUCCGCUGGAGUACAUCCUGAACACGCCGAGUCAUCACAGGAUUCAUCACGGCAGUAACCCUUACUGCAUAGACGUGAACUACGGUGGAGUUCUGAUAAUCUGGGACAAACUUUUCGGAACAUUCCGACCAGAGAAGGAAGGUGAUAAAAUUGUCUACGGGCUCAUAUACAACCAGCCAUCCUUCAACCCGCUUCAUUUGCAGACUUUCUACACUGGAUAUGUAGUAAGCAGAUUCCGGGGCUACGACAACUGGGUCCAUAAACUAAGAGCUGUGUUCAGCAGGCCCAGCUGGAACCCUGUCAACGCUGUGCGAUUCAAAGACAUGGCUGAAGAUCCGGCGAUCCACACGAGGAUUAAGUAUGACGUCAUACUGCCGAGAUGGUGCUCAGUCUACCUGCUCACACAUUACGCUCUAAUUCUCUACGGUUUCCAUCACCUGUUCACUAUUCACUUGACAAUGCCGCCGCUCACGGUAUUCACACUUGUCCUCUACAUCAUGGGGUCGCUAACAGUGUUCGGUAUGAUACUAGACGCAUCGCCCCGAGCGCCUGCCUUCGAGAUGACCAGAUGCACCCUGAUAGUUCUGCUGGCUUACUUCUUGGACCCUUCAUACGGUGUCAUCGAUGCCCCCCUCCAAUUGUUCUACUUAGCCUCCGGUCUUUUCUGGUUCGUGUUCGUUUACAAGACCGUCGAGAUCAAGUCUGUUAAGCAAGGCAUAUGAAAUUGUAUCUGUAUCAGUCAUUAUAAACAAUAAACAAAAAAUAACUUUGA
Molecule: messenger RNA, 1760 nt
Organism: Chilo suppressalis (striped riceborer)
Lineage: Eukaryota; Metazoa; Arthropoda; Insecta; Lepidoptera; Crambidae
Source: the annotation of a GenBank genome assembly